GAAAAAAGAAUGAUUUAAUAGCCAAAAUAUUCUCUCGAUGGAUUUGUGUUUUUUUUUUUUUUAUUUAUCACUUUACAUCAUUUUAUUUAUCACAAUUGAUCGUUUAACCUAAAAAGAAAGAGAUCUUAUUCGUUUAUCUUCGAAAUUGACGCAUCUAAAGUUAAGUUGUUUCCGAGCUACGCAAUCUCGAGAGAAACUUCGAUACCUGACUAAUUAUCACGGAUCUUCACGCGUAUCUUCUACUAUGUAUACAAAUGUUUCGUUCGUGGAGUUCGAUUGAUUGGAAAACCUUUUUCUUCAUUUCUAAACUUCUUCUUUUUCUUUUUCUUUCACCAGAAUCUCGAAUUCGAGAGGAAGUAGAGAAAAAGAAGAAAGUGAAAAGCUUUUGAAGGAAGAAAAUCAAGGUAGUUUGAGACUUGACAAGAUUGAAGCUAACCAAACUUUUAUAAAGGAAACAUGAUACUGAGAUUUUAAUCAUAACAAGCGAUCAGAUUUUUAAUCUUCGUUAACUUGUUUCGUUACAUAUUUAAAAAAAAAAUUUUUUUUGGGUUUAUUAUUAAUUUUAGAAAUUUUUUAAAAAUCUUUUUAAAAAUUGGGAUAAAGGAAGGAUGGAAGGAUUUGAACAUAAAUUUCUACCAAUUUCAAACCACUCGAUUUUCCUUCGAGAUUUCGGAAUUUUUUAUACUGAAUACUUUACAAAAAGCGAGGGAUCAGAAGAAAUGAAAGUAGAGGGAAGAAGUGAAAGAAAGAAUGAUUAAUUUUUUUUGAAGAAAAAUUCAAUUUUGUUUCAAUAGAAGUAGAGUGUACCAAUCUUAAAAGAUCUUUUUUUGGUUAAAAAAAAUUUUAGGAUCUUAGGAAUUAUUCGAAAAAUUCUUUCUAAACAAAAAUUCAUUGAAGAAAAAAAAAAACAAUAAAUAUUCUUCUUAGGAAACGUAGACGUUUCGUCCAGACUCGUCGAGUGAGCACGGUACGCUGAAAUAGGUAUACGGUGGUGCGGCUCGAUGCUGAUCGCGGAGCUUGACCUGGAGAGGGAAGCACGAGAAGGGAGUAGAAUCAGUAUUUGGAGGGGACUGGCGUUGUCGUUAGUGCCGUAAGACGGCACUCAAGAACCUAGGACUACUUCAAAUGACUAAAGAUCGACGAGCAAACCAAAGUAUCGAAUUUUGUUUAACAUUUUUAUUAUUUAUUUUCAAUUUAUAGGAAAAAAUAUUUUUUAAUUUAAUAUAUAUAUCUAAUAACAUGAAAAAAACAAAGAAAUAAAACAUUCGCUUGUCGAUUUCUUAAUUAUUGUUAUUAUUAACUAUAUGUUUUAACCUACAAUAUAGCUAAAUUUUUUUUCGUUUAUGGACGUUCAUCGGAGCAGAAAAAAAAAUAAUAUUCGUAUAAAAGAUUACCCAGCUUGAGAAAAGAUUUACAUUUUGAAUCAUCGAGGUGCAAUUAAGAAGACAGUCUAGACUUCGUACGGCCUCACGCUUGGCGAAUACUUUAAAUGGACGUUUCUAAAAAUACUGGCAUGCUCCGAGUGCUAGCCUCGUCGUCUGAAAUUUAGUAUCAUUAUGUGGUCUCUUCGAGGCGGAACAAUCUCACGGAAUUGUCACGAAUGAAAUGACAAUCCGACGUCGCGUUAAUUCUCCACGAUAAAUUAUGAAACAGGUGCAACAGGAUAUCUUUCGCCUGCGUAUGUAUAACAUUAUAACACUGAUUGUUAUUGAGAUUUAAAUUCUUCAUCGGAUCAAUGAAUUUUUGAUAAAGAGAUAUUUAUGCAAGUAACAUUUCGUUUGCGACACGACGAUUACUUAGCAUCACAGAUAGAAGAGGAGGAGAACAGCGAGGAAAGAGUGAAAGACGGAGAGAGGCUCAGCUUUGUGGUUUGUUGUCUAACUAAUUCAAGGGAAACGAACUGCCUCAGGUCGCAAUCGAUAAUUCUCGCUUGAAUCGUUUAAUCACGCUUUAUCAUUUGUCGUUUUGAUAUCGUUAAUUGUUAUCUCUCCGACACGAUUAUUCUGUUUAAUUAAUUAAGUUAAAAGAAAAGCAUCUUUGUCAACUCGAUAUACGUGUCGGUGAUGCUCGCCAAACUCGUUUAAAUAUCGAUGGUGUUGUUAGUUUUCUUUUAAUUAUCUCUACCAACGUUCGCCUCGAAUGGCCUAAAAUUCUCGGCUUGGCUGGAAACGGUCCAUUUACGCGCACGUAUUUGAUUGCAGGCUAUUCGAGAGGGGAAGCGUUCAGCCGGCGAGAAACAAGAAGUAACGGGGAGCAUAGAAGUGGCGAGGAGGGAAAGUAGGACGAGCAACGUCUUCUCCUCGAGUAGCCUCGACUAUUCUUUUUCUUUCCAAGAGCGUAAUUGCCGGUUUUCGAAUGCACGAAAUAAAAUUUUACUAAUAUUCUCUUCUCCGAUACCGAGCCUAUCGCUGCCAGCUCGUCGUUAAUCGUCCAUUCACCUCCGCCCCUCAUCACCUCCACCGUUUUUAAAGGUCCUAUAGAUUCAUCGCUCGAUUGCUCUUUUUAUCUUUUUUACAUCCCUAUAUUUAUAAUCUCAACUUCGACGUAACAUUUAUUUAUAAAACGUACUUCUAAAAAUCCUUUAGAAAUAUUUCUCUUUCAAUUGCUCUUUUAUCCUUUCUUUGAUCAAAUCUAAAUCAAAUCAAUCAAUCAAUCAAUUCAUUUAUGAAUAAUAACAAAUUUUUACAAUUUUCUAGUGAUCCAAACAUUUAUACCGAAGACAAACAGAGAAGAAGAAGAAAGAAAGAAUACGUGUAAUUUAUAAAUAUAACCGAACGAGAUAAUUUCUUCGGUUCAGCAGCGACAACACAGAAAUUCUCCAAUUUAUAUUCCGACAUGGCCCUGUGCUUGCUCGACACAUCACUGACCGAGGGGGUUGACUAGUCUGGUGGGGAUAGAGCAGCUGGGGUGGCUGGAGCUCGAAUGCGAGCCCGCGGUACCUACACGCCGGGUUCUGGGUUUGGCCGGGUCGCGCGGCGGGUCCUGCGCAACCAAAGAGACACACUCGGACAAAGAGAGAAAAGCACAGAGAGAGAGAGAGAGAGAGAGAGAGAGAGAGAGAGCAAGCGUGACAGAAAAAGAGCGUGGAAAGCAGAACGGCGAAGGCGAGGCGAGUAAAAGCGAGCUAGUUUGGCGAGCAAGCAUCUAGACAGUCGAGCAAAUCUUCAAGCGGGCAAACCAGACUGGCAGACAGGUAGGCAAGCAGGCAGGCAAGAGCGAGAGCACAACUACCGGGCUUCAGAGCCACCCCUAGUCGCCUGCCCGCCACCCAAAUCGCUCCCCCCACCUUGGAUCCACCGCUUGGUACACCCCUCCUCGACGUUGCUUCUUCGCACUACUCCUACUCUUUCUCCGGUGCUUUCAGCCGCCUCGUUCGUACGGUCGUUCGUCGGCCGUUUCGCUCUCCUCUCCUCGUCGGUGCCCUCGUCAUUCAUCGUGUUCAGAGAGUGAACCAAUAAUAUAUCUUGGGUCUUUAGUUUCGGUCUUGUUUUUUUUUUCAUUCGACGGAUCGUGUGUGGUUGCUGUUGCUUCUUGUGCGAAAGGAUAUCGUUAUUUUUUGGAAGCAUAGCGUGGCAGCUUGCAAUCUCUCUGCCAGCAACGCACUGACCUGCCUCUCGUCGCGGCAUUCUUUCUCCUUGUUUCUCCUCCGAACCGUUUUCUCGCGAACGAACGAAGGCCGAUUCGGUGGGAAAGUAGAGGGGGCUCGUAUAUACAACGCGAGAAAUCCGAGAACCCUGGCCUCCUCCGUGGACGUUUAUCGAAUUGAUUCGACGGUUGGUCAACUUUGAAGAAGAAAAAAUUCGAGAGGAGUCGUUUGUAUUGUGUUUUGGAAAGGAAGAUGCACAGAUGGAAUUUUUGGAAGUGAAGGAAAGUGAGGAAGAAUCUCUGCGUGGACAAGUGAUGGCGAGAUGAGGAGGCGCGACGUCGCAAUAGAAGGGAAGACGCGGCUGUGAAGCCCGGAUAAGCGUGCACGUUGUGUGUCGAGGGACGUUCACACGCGCGACUCCAUCGGUUGCCAAGCCGAUUCUCCUCGCACCAGGCGACGAGAACUUCGUACCUAAGCCUGUCGUUCAACGUGGCUGAUCCUUGGACAUGUCUUCACGAUCCGUCUACAUGAGUGGAGCUGUGUCUUUGUGUCGUCGCAAUCACAAGGAAAGACGAGCACCAUUACACCGACAUAGAGGACGGCCAGGGAGCAGAAGUGUAGGAGGAAGAAGAGAAGGAGGAGGAAAAGAAGUCGUAGAUUAAUCGGGGACGCCUAACAAUCGCGUGCUAUUCUUCGUUCACGUGCUGUACCCUAGCUCGACUCCCUUUUCCGCACGAGAGGACGAGGUCUCUGAAUUCGACGAGGUACCUGGGCAAAACAGCGGGGAGACGAGUGGAAAAAUAGAGAAUAGAGACAAAAAGGGAUGAAAAAAAAGAAAAGAAAAAGGACUAGAAGGAAGAGAUAUAUAAUGGAGACUCCUAGUUCGUGGAUCGAAGAAUGGCGCCACAUGUACUACGCGUGUUCACGCUAACGCUCUUGCAAAAAGCUAAACGUCAAGCUUAACUAUACAGUGCAUCGUGGCGCGGUGAUAUAUGGCGUGUGUAUGGAACCAGGAUACGGACCGAUGAAGCAAGAUUACCAACGACAGAUAAGAUCCUGAUGAUGCUAGGUACGAUCGAGAUAUGUUUACGCGGACUAGUAGUAUAAAUUGAGGGGAAACAAAGGAUUGAAAAGAGGAUUGAAACUUGCUAACCCCGGAAAUCGUUGGUGAUGAAUGUACCGGCACAUAAAUUUUAGGAUUCAUCGUUCCAUCCAUGUGAUUCAGAUUUCGUUUAGAUGCUUCGAUUACGGAUACGGUGUCUGUUGAUAAAAGCGAUGGUGAAGCGAUAUUUUUUGUCUCAAGAUUAUAGAAAUGCUGGAGGAAUUUGAACGAAAAUUAUCAAGACAAAUUUCCUAACCUAUUAAUUAUCAAAUGUAUACUAGUGAUUCGAUGUUAAACUGUGAAAAUGUAAUUGAAACCGAUUCAGGACAACCGCAAAGAGGCGAGUUUGGAAUUCUUGGAAUUUUAAAAUCUCAAUGAGCUUGGGUAUUUUUCAAUUUCGACGAUGUAACUCAAUAUUGGAUGUCGAAUAUUGGAUUAUCGGAAGAUCCACGAUCCAUGACGAAACUUCGACAACGAGAUUAAUAAGUGAGGAUCAAAUUCUGUAAGGUUCAAUUUCUGGCUUGACCUUUAGGCGAAAAUUGGAUUUUCCGGCUUCCUUGUUUCUCGGUUGCGUUGGUUUUUUUUUUUUUUAUCACGUUAUAUCGUUUCGUUAUCAGGAAAGCAAGGAAAAAGCCUGUGAUAUUUUGAAGAAAUGAGAAUGGAAAUAUACAAUGGAAAAUACGAUGUUGCAGUUGGAUCGCGUGUCUGUGAUAUGAAGCAACACGUUGUGGUCAGAAAUCGAGGGGUAAGCUUCGGAAAAGGAACAUUUAUCAGCGCCAUGCUAUAUUUGGGUCUUGAAUAAAUUGACUUUUUGCACACGUCGGAGCGGAACCAAUGGAAAGAAAUUACCAACCAGAUAAAAUCCUGAUGAUGUCAGGUCGCGCCAACCACGGUUUACUUACUCAGCUCUUGCCAGAGGAAAGGCAAGAUGGCUGUGUUUGAUUUACCAAGAUUGCCUGCACGUCCGCUCGAUCAAUCGAUCAAAGAAUUGAUGACAAAUGAGCAGAAUAGUAAAUAAAGGAAAUUUAUUUCAAGCGUGAAAAUUGAAUUUAACGAGCAGUUUGUUGUAAUUGUAGUUAGGAUGGUGCAAGAUUGCCAAGAUUAAUUAAGAAGCUAAAAGACUUGAGCUACGAAGUGAUGAAAGGAAUGAGAAAGAGAUAGGUUAGGUGGCGUUGAAGAAUGAUUUCCAAAUAUUAAUUUGAAAAUAUAAUGCUAUUCUAUUAAAUUUAUAAUAAUUUGAUAAAGAUCAGGUUUUCAGUUUGAAUAAAGUUCAUGAAACUUUAUGUCAGAUGAUCCAGUUUAUAUCUCGCCAUGAUAAACGAUCGAUAUAUUGGUUUAUCGACAUAUAAUGAGAUAAGGAUAUAGUAAAUGGCGCAAAAGAAGCAUUGAAAUUUUGAUCGCUCUCCGAUAUUGUUCGCAGAGCUAGGAUGAAAAUUUUAUCUCGUUCCGCCUGCUGGCAGCGUUUUAUUUAUUUAAUGACCCGGCCAUAGGAUGUAAUUAAAUAGCUCGCUUUUACUGCACAAAACGACUGGGCUUUCGGGCAAAUAUUAAUCAACCGUAGAGAGAAGGGAUAUUCCGUUUCGUUAACGACUAAUGCACAAUUGAAAAGCGACCUCACUCGAAUAUAAUAUUACAAAAUACACCGUUGCCACGUUUUAUUUAUAAUCGGGCACUACAUGCAUCGGGCAAGGUUUGCACAGUCCAAAAAGUUUGAUUUUUGGCAACGACAAGCCCCCGCCAUCGCAUACAACACUUAUUUCCUUCUCUUUUCAGUACUUCCUGGCACUUUUCCCUGCCAACUUCGUUCAACCACAUAUGUGCAGUCUUCCUAUUCUACGUAUACGUAGAAACAUUGCAUCUAUCUAACACCCGAGAGAUAUAUAGUUGGAUCCUGCAAACAGAAGUCUAUAGAUACUGCUUCCUUGCUAUAAAAAAAGUCUCGCUCAUUUAGCUUUCAUUUCCUGAGUUCUGAAAACCAUUUCAUUUUAAAACGGAUAUCUUUUAUAUUAUGGAUAUCUUUUAUAUUCGACAUAUAUUUAAUCAUUGAAUAAUUUUUCAUCUCAAUUCAUACGUUCGCUGCAAUUUGAACAUUCAAUGAUCUCAAUCGAAGAAAUUUAUCAGGUAUUAAUAUUUUUUUUUUCUUUUUUAUAUAACGUAACGUCAUGUAACAACCAAAUACAUUAAUCAUUCCUCAUAUUUUUCUUAGAUGCUCCGUCUUGCUCCGACUACGAGGCCCGAAUAGCACCGUAAUACAUCUUGAACAUCUUCCAUCUUCCGCGCAACAAUUUCCGCCUUAUUUAUUACCAGUAAUUUUUAAUAUCGCGUUAUUGCUGUGCACUACCUAUGAAUGUAGGAGAGUUUCGCUACGAAAUUUCUCACGUGGAAACCGACUUACCCAAUCUCUCUCUCUCUCUCUCUCUCUCUCUCUCUCUCUCUCUCUCUCUCUUUCUCUGUCUGUCUAUCUCUAUGGUAUCACUUAUUCCUAGGAAUUUUCAUUUUUUUGGCACUCUUCCCUGGUUGAACCAAAUCCGUCUAUUCAUUGGAUAGAAGACUGUAACAAGUGACACGGGCUUCGGAUAAAGUGGCAAAAACGGAAAUGGACAUUGUUGAAUUUUCGAAUUGAAUGGUGGCCGAUUUCGAUCGAUCGAUCGGUAUCGGUUUCAUGCUGAAUGGAGGGGAACUGGUGGUAGAUUUUCGAGUCGCGAAUCGACUGACCAGAAGGGUGAAAUGAAUGAAAGCGGUCACGAGGCUCUUCAGUCUCGAUAUCGGGGCCAGUGUAGCGGCGGCGAAGGCAUCGAUUUUCGAGGCGUGCAUACCAAUAUCGAGGGAUAUAGAAAGAAGAAGUGGCUCGGUGGCGCGGCAGCCACCGUGAGAGGCUAUAAUUAAGCAACAGGUUGUAGCUUCUUCGCGGAAAUUUAUGAGCGACGCCCGAUGCGGGACGAUCCACCGUUUUGAAUUGAAUUUUAACAUGCCUCUGUUCGGCCCUGUCUUCGAGCCCCACACGCUUUUUGCGAACCGGCAUUCCCAUCGAUCGGCCACCGCUCGGGGGGGAAACGGCAAUUGAUUGUAAAAAAAAAAGGCCGCCGCGUGAUCAAUAACGCGGAAAGAGGCGCCGCUUGCCAACCGGCGGUGAAGGUGAAUCUAGAACCGUUCCGCCCGUCCUGCCCCUAUUUCGGCCAAGAUUAAAGGGUAACCGAGAUGGCAAAUGUUAAUGGAACGGAAUAGGAAGUUCGUUCACCACUCUUCCCUGAAGAAUUUUCAAUGUGCAACCGGCCAGGAUAGAGAAGCUAACGAGCUUUUAUCGGGCGUAGCAUGCCAAGAAUAAUGGUAAACGAUUUUGUUGAAACGAAAGAUAAUACUAAUUUUUUUUUUUCUUUUCUUUUUUCUUCUACAAUACGAUUUUAAUUUUAUAGAUCUCUCCUCGAUAAAUUAUAUUGCAAAAAAAAAGAAAAAAAAAAAAGAAGAUUCAUUCAAAAGAUUCAAGAUUCGAAGAGGAGAGUAGGAAAUAAAUUCUUCUGCGGCAUCACGGCCUUCCUCCCAGGGAAAGAAUUCAGCUGGGUGAGGGGGCAUGUUGAUGUGCCGGCGGUUGCUGCUGAUCGCAGCCGCGAUCACGGCCUCGAUCGAGGCUGGCUCCGCUAGUUACCAUCCAGGAAUCUCGUCAGACUAUUCUGGAUAUCCCGGCUUCCCGAUCUAUCCAGGCCUGACGUCGGCCGAAUCCUCGUCGGGCGCCACAGCUACAACACCGACAUCGAGUCUGGAAAAUGUUUGCAGGCCAUCCGAGUACCUAUGCGGGACCGGAAACUGCGUCGCCCAGGACAAAUACUGCGACGGCGAAGAUGAUUGCGGCGACAACACCGACGAGCCGAAAUAUUGCACCCCGUGCAACAGAACAUUGUACGGAGACGUCGGUCGGACCUACAGAGUGGAAGUCCGCCGGCCGAGGGAGGAUCGACUGCCGUUCUUGUGUCAUCUCAACUUCACUGCCGCCGGCUCCGAUCUGGGAGACCUAGUUCAGUUAACAUUCGACACGUUCACUGUGGGUCGAUUUUUAUCCUUCACGUCCGAAGGAUGCCCGGAUGGUUACAUGAGCAUACGGGAGAGGGGUCGUCCAGCGACUGGAGGUCAAUGGUGCGGAAGCGCGUGGGGUUACACCGUGUAUUACAGCGAAACACCUUCCAUCAACUUAACUUUGUAUUUGCUCCGUCUAGCCGAGCAGGGUAGCGGUUAUAAUUUCGACUUCAAGUUGUCGUACAAGUUUCUGAGACGGAGCGAGGCCCACCUCAGGUACGGGAACAGCAGCAUGUCCACGUGGCGGGGGGAGCUAGUGAACGGGACGUAUUGCGAUCGUGUUCUCACCAAGUGCGACACGCGAGCCUGUCGACUUCAAUCGCCGAAUUACCCGGGUGUUUACCCGAGAAACGUCACUUGCUAUUACCGUGUGGAGCAAAAUCGUGCACCACCAGGUCAUCGGGCGUUGCUCGCAGUGAGUCAGCGGAAUAGCCACAAGAUACACAUCAAAGACCAGGUCGUCAAGUACGAUGGUAGCCAAAGGAUAUUAAGAGUUUGGGAUCAAUGCAACGUUGUGCAAGAUUACUUGACGGUUUACGACGGCGGCUCAACCUCCGAUAAGGUGCUUGUACGACUUUGUGGAGGUGACGCGGUGCCAGAUAUAGUGAGCAGUCACAACACGAUGCUUCUCGAGUUUCACACGUCACCCUACGACAAUCCCUUUCAUCCCGUUCCUUUGUCGUUUUUGCCCGGUUUCGAGCUCGAGGUUCAGGUGUUGUUCGUGGACGAGAAAUCCCGUAGCUUCGUCAAGGAGAACAACAAUUGUGAUUUUUAUAUAUCGAGCGACGAAAGUUCAUCGGGCAUCUUGGAAAACCCGAAACAUUCCCUGCCUCCGAACACAACUUGUCGAUAUCAUUUCCAAGGGAAACCGAACGAGAUCGUUUGGUUGUCUUUCGUCAAGUAUUAUGCUGCCAGUGCCGACGCCGCCGCGAGUAUCGACGUUGCCUCCGACUGCAAUGCGAAACUUUUCAUUUGGGACGGCGAUCGCACGCUAGAUAAAUUAAUUCCUAUACGUAAGAAUAUUACCCUGAUGGGCCAGUUCUGCAAAGACGACACACCACGUCUCUGCGACCACAGCUUGUUGCGGAACGGAAGUCGUCACGCGAGGCCUUGCAGCCUCGCGGAGAGUUACGUUUCCAGCGGCAGAGACCUCACCCUGGAGCACAUACUGCGUCAAGGAAGUGCACUUUAUCCGAUAAGCUUUGUACUGCGAUACGAGUUCGUGCACGAGGCGGUUUCUUGUAACCACGUGUUCGGCUCCUCGUCAACCUCAUCCACGUCUUCCACGUCCUCCUUAUCCUCUUCGUCCUCCUCCACUCUGCUCUCACCCCCUGCCAAAGCAGGGAAAUUCGCGUCGCCGAAAAGUGUAUUCUUUUAUGGCCGUGGCGGUGCACAGAACGUUAGCUGUGUAUAUCGUUUCGAGGCCGAGCCGGAUCACAGGAUAGAACUGUCGAUAAGUAGGGCCUCGUUUGGAGAUAAAGGAUGUUCCUCGUACGUGGAUCCGUUGGUCAAUAGAUGGACUUGCGAUCGACGCAUAGGGGAUUCCACGAGGCUCGGCGUCGCGGAGUUGAUCGUUGCCGAGUAUCCUUGGCAGGGAGUGGAAUUGAUUCGAGAUUGCCUGUGUUCGAACGUGAGCGACAGGAUCGUCCUGAGAACGUUGACAUCAAAUGUGGUCGAGGUCCGAUUCACGGUUUCCUUGAUGAACGUCACGCAGGAUUACAGGGAUUUUUACUUCGAGGGAGAAUAUCGUUUCGUUGCGCUGGGGGCGGAGACGAGUGAGCAAGGUUGCUCGACGAAGCUCGAGGAGCGACGGUUACGAGGGACCAGUGGUGAAAUUUCCCUCAGAAGUCCGUUACCGCGAGUAAUUCCCGGUGUUGCCGCCGUGGAAGAAAUUCUAACCAACACGGAAGAUCUGACCGCGACCCAAUGUGUGAACGAACCUUGGUUAAUAGAACCGGAGGACGCGCGAAUUAAUUAUUUGUAUUUAAGAACAGCUGGGUACGGUAUCACAUUGGAUAACGUCGAGGAAUGCACGACAUUGAAUAGAAUUGUUGUUUAUUCGGCGGCCAACACGAAGGAUCGUAGUGUAAUUUGUCCCGAGGUAGGUGUCGACACUGCAAGAACGGUGGAUUUUUUCUCUGGUGGUUGGAACUAUAGCGCCAUUAACGCUACUGUCGCCAUGACGCAACACUCGAGGAGCUUCGUCGUCGAAUUCCUUCAAAGAGAGCCUGGAUUUUAUGCCGUCACUUGGAUGGCUAUUUCUAAAAGAUCUCCGAGUUCUAGCAUUGGGCCUAAUGUCUUCACGAUACUGCCUCACGAGGAUUGUCCUUAUCGGUGCCCCGAAAUUCAGGCGUGUAUAAGUUCUGUUUUAUGGUGCGAUGGGAUCCGUCAUUGUCCUUCCGGUUUCGACGAGGAAGAAACCAAUUGUUCGUACCGUUUCGGUGUAACAUUACUCUACGUGGCCGUAGGAGCUGGUGCUUUAGGUAUAUUUCUGAUCCUGUUGCUUGCUACUGGUUGCCUCAAGUACUGCCUCUAUCGACAUAAAGCUCGAAAGAAAAAAAAGAAUGUCGUUUUGAACGUGAACCAUCUCCAUGUGAAUCACACUCAUCAUAAUAAUGGUUUAACUGGAAGUCGUUUAAGCGGACGAUAUAAUCUUGCCACGCCACAAGAAAUGUAUUUGGAAAAUUAUGGGAAGGACAGUAUUUGUUGACAAUACGCCAUUGCUAAUAUCGAGACCACCGUGUGAAUAUUACAGGAUUUUUAAAAUAUGCCUACCUCGCUGGCCUCUGAUCCCCCUCCCCUCCCGCGGAAAAUAUGGAAGCAAACGACGAAAUAAUUGAUCGAAUAUUUCCCCAUUGGAUAGCGCAUACGCGCGAGAAAAACAUAUACGCAAUAAUCGUACUAAAUUUUCGUAGACCAAUUUGAAGGCAUUUAACAAAAGAAAUGGAUUCUGAGUUGUAUCGAAGUUUCGAGCACGAUCUACGCUUUGUCUUAAAUAUUUAAUUUUAGACGAGAGGAAGAAACGUCACUUUUGAUAACGUCUUUUAGAUUUUAAAUUCAAGUUAAAUUGGAAUACUAAGAGGUUUCGAAUUUCACAGCAUAUUAACUAAUAGACAAAGAAUGGAUCGAAUCGAUGAAAAAUUCGUGCUGCUCGAAUAAAUCGUGUAUAUGAUUUCCAUGGAAAAACCGUGGUAUCACAGUAGCACUAGGAACACACGUUUAGGUUAAAGUAAUGCGUGAUUAUGAAAAAAAGAGAGAGAGAGAGAGAAAGAGAGAGAGAGAGAAAGAGAGAAAUGAAAAAGAACAUACAGAGCAUGAAAGAUUAUACUACGAAGAAAAAAUGAGCAUGGCUGAUACGUACGAAUAUAUGCUUUUAAAACGAAGUAGGAAUCUGUAAUUUGCAUCGAGAAAAAAAGAGAAUUUUUAUCACAGUCGGUUGCUGGGAAACGAGUGUCACAAACGUCCACGACGAGAAACGACGCAGAACUGAAUUGGCGGGAAAAAGAGGGAACUGAAAAUAGUGGCCAGUAUAAAAUCCGAUUGAAUGAAUCCUAUACAUAUAAAUCGCAUGUGAACAUCGGGGGAAAACGAAACGGAACUACUGUGAUUUAUUGAAAAAGAAAUUUAAAAAAAACAAAAAACUUUAUGAUCAUACUUUAUGAGAACUGUACAAAAAAAAAAGCUAAAAAAAAAAAAAAAUAGAAAAAAAAAAGAAACAGAUUAUUUCGAUCGAUAUUUCUCACUUUUAAAAUCAAUUUUAUUCUAUAAUUUUAUAAAUUGUCGCGUUUGAAUGACGAUAUUCAUAUGCAAUUUAUUCUAAGGAAUUACACGACCAAGAUCAAUCAUAUGCGUUAUCAUCGACCCCAGUUCCAUCUUAUCAAAUCGAUGUAAUCUGCGUCGAUCCGUCGAAAAAUCCAACGUUUUUUGUAAAAAAAAAAAAAAAAAAGAAAACACGCAACCAUCACGACCAUUAACGCGAGAGCAUAGCGACGCCUUCUAUAACUGCCAUUUUAGGACCUAGUUCGAGAUUAAAUAAAUAUCUCGACAGACACUACUACAAAUAAUCCGGUUGUCAAUGUUCUAAUUCUAUGCUCCUGCGUUAAUCGCGAUCCUAACCUAUCCAAAUUUCAUAAGUACGUUACAAAGAUGAUAUAACAUAUAGUUAAAUGACACAUGUAACCUAGGUUUGAUAUCAAUGCGCGAGGCUUGAAUGGGACGUAGAGUUUGAUGUAUAGUUGAUUAUCGUUUAAACGAAUGUGAAGGCGAGAGAAGUGAACAACAUGAGAUUGACAACGCAUACAUUGUAACCUUAUUACGAAAGUGUUAACUACUUAAAAAGAAAAACAUCAUUUCACGUAUGCACACACCGACACAUGUACGAAAGGAAUGACAUUACUUAAAUACAUACUACAUACACACACGUAUGGUAAAAGCGCGUAACUUACGUCUGUAUGCUGUGAUAGAAGUAAGCGUAUCAACAAUCGGAAAUAAAUUUCUCGCGUGAAUUUGAUCUGGAUUUUUAUCAUGAGUUAAAACAGUACCCGUUCCUCUUCUCCUAUCAAUCCUGUAAUUUUAUGUUGUACCAGAAUGACUCGAUAAGGCUGCGACAAGAUGACCAUGUGCUAAAUCCCAAACUAAAACACGAUGAUCUGCACCGGCCGACGCCAGAAAUCGACCUUCUGCGGAAAAAGCAAGGGAGUAAAUCG
This is a messenger RNA of Apis laboriosa (Himalayan honeybee), 13462 nucleotides long. RefSeq lists its product as uncharacterized. Gene Ontology annotation, cellular component: plasma membrane. Gene Ontology annotation, molecular function: protein binding. The coding region runs from base 8257 to 11466 and encodes 1069 amino acids. The record is from RefSeq and is a predicted model, not a curated record. Lineage: Eukaryota; Metazoa; Arthropoda; Insecta; Hymenoptera; Apidae. The transcript is spliced from 16 exons.